Messenger RNA from Helicoverpa armigera (cotton bollworm), 923 nucleotides. RefSeq lists its product as uncharacterized. The transcript has 4 exons. Bases 177 to 848 code for a protein of 223 amino acids. Lineage: Eukaryota; Metazoa; Arthropoda; Insecta; Lepidoptera; Noctuidae. The record is from RefSeq and is a predicted model, not a curated record.
CGAUUCAUUCGUGGUUCAGAUGCGUAGUGUUGAAGCGUAAACAGAAGAAGCAUAAACUAGUAUAAAUAGCAUUUUUUAAUCUUUUCCUCAUACUUAAAGAUCUUGGAAGGUAUAAUAGUGUUGUUUGUGGUUUGUGUGUUACUUAUUGAAGUCAUUUCGGUAUUAAUUGGGACAAAAUGGAUAAAACUUUUGUAAAGUUCAUAACGCUCUGGAUGAUGUAUAUUGCAGUAACAAUGAGCAUGCCUUCGAAAGAAACUAAUGAACAUUUAUAUUCAAGGCUUAAGAGGACACCAGCGGACUUCUCUCUUUUUGGAAUUAAUCUAGGAUCAUCUCUUUCAAAAGCCAAAGAAUCUUUCAGCAGCAUUGGAAAUAUAUUUUCACCGAAUCAGGGAAACAGAUAUCAGUAUGAUCAAUCACUGCCACCUUAUCAGUAUGAUCAAUCACCUUACAGAACUGUGCAGAAUCCAAAUAUAAGACAGCCAGUUUAUGCCGCAAACGACAAUGGUUUAACAAGUUCCAUAAAUCAAGAUAGAUACCAAACUAUAAAUAAUAAUAAUAACGGACAGUUCCAAACAAGAAAUCAAUUCAAUGCCCCUGUGACUGACAGAUAUCAAACAGCCCAAAAUGUACCUGAAACAAAAGAUGAGAUCACACAAAGCAAACCCGAAAUUGAUAAACAGUUGUUAAAUUACAUAUUCCAGUCAAAACCUAAUUCCGGAGAUACGACCACAACUGUUGAUCCUACUUAUGACUUUACUACUGAAACUGGUGAAUAUGAGAAUACUACAAUGGAUGGCCUGGAGAUAAGAAUCCCUCCAGCUCCAGUUGUGGCAUCACUUUUGGGUUAAUCUAACUUUUGGCUCUGGCGGCAGCUUCAGCAGCUUUCUUCUCUUCUUCUUCUUUCUUUAUUUGUGCUGGCGUAG